CCUGUACAAAGCUAAAAAAUAAAAUAAAUUUGGAGUCUUAAAAAAUUUCUGUAUAAAUUAGCAGGAUGUUUCAAACAAGUUUGGCCAUUAUCUUUUGUAUUUGUUGUUCGAUUGGAAUCCUAAGACUCAAUGCCACUCCAAUUCCAUCGGCGGCCUUAUCCCAAGGAACAACUAGCAUUGAGGUCGAUUCUAUGGAACCCAUGGAAGCACAGGAAACUUCUAGAAACCCUUUAGCCACGCCCACCCGGGAGUCCCAAGAAUGGAAACAAGUAACGUCCCUUUACGAGGUUCUAGCUCCCACUCCCAAUAGGGAUAGAUCCCGCGUGAAGAGAUUUCUGGGUGGAUUGGCACCUGGUCUCCGCUUAUUUCCGGUUAACGAUGGCUAUGGCAACCCAGCCAAGCGGCGGUCGAGAACGAAGAACCCGAGGCGGCUCAAGGAUAAGACGACCAAGAAAUCGACCCAAAUGGCUAAAUUUCGGGCCGAAGGUGAAGACGAUGAGGCGGGCGAGGCAGGUGAUGCUAGACAGGCAGAGGCAACUACGGGAGCCUUCGUGCGUCCAACGGAGCUGACCAUUUCCAUUCGCAAAACGGACAAGUUCGGCCAGUGGGUCUACAAUCCCUGGGGCGCCACCUUCGGCAAAGUGUGGCAGGACACCCGCUUCCAUGUGAACCACCAGAGCCGAAUGCCCCGCCUGCAUAUCGACUCGGACCCCGGCAUGGACUACUAUCCCGAUGACGAGGGCAUAAGCACCGUCUGCCUGGGCCGCUCGACCGUCUACAAUGUGCCCAGGAUCAUGAAGUAUUUGACGGGCAAGCGGUAUCGAUCGCCCCACGUGAAACGGGCUAUUUGGAUGGGUUACCGCCGGAACAUCUUCAAGCUGGGCAGGUCGGAGGAGUGCCGCACGAUGAACCUCACCGAGUGGCUGCCGUUCCAGGAAUGCAAUCUCAGACGCCACCAGCGGAUGGACCAUAUUUUGUGAACUCCUUUUAACAACAGUUCCUUAAUAAACGCCUUGUAAUAUUA
Messenger RNA from Drosophila takahashii, 1024 nucleotides. Lineage: Eukaryota; Metazoa; Arthropoda; Insecta; Diptera; Drosophilidae. The record is from RefSeq and is a predicted model, not a curated record.